CAGCCAAUCGCCAAAGCCUCCGGGAUGUUUCCAUCUAGUGAUUCGUUGCAAGGAUCCGAAGACUGUUGGGCUAAACUUCUCAUGAAGAACUUGCCCGUGACACCGGGACCGACCGAAGCAUACAAAUAUCCGCCUGCUCCGAUGACCUCGAAAGGGCCGAGCAAGCAUAUCCAUGACCAAAAAGGGAAAAAAUCAUUCACGCCUGCUUAUCGUCUCAAGCCGACGGUAUCGCCUCAAACGCUGAUUGACAGAUACAUGCAAGGUGAGACGCACGCCGUGAGCAUGCUCCAUGAGCUCGCAAUGACUUUGCAGUUCCACCUGGAAAUGAAAGAAACGGUGACGACAGGCAACAUCCCGGGGCUCUACUUUGCCUUUUGUGCGGUGAUUGAUGGCGUCGAGUACAGGACCGGCAUGGGAACGACCAAGAAGGAUGCCAAGCUGAAGGCGGCAGAGUUGGCUUUGGAGGAUCUGCUGCCCACCCUGGGAAGUGUGGAGUCUGGUCUUCCUGAGGCCUCAGAUGCCCCUCCACUCCUCCCAGUAAGAGAGGAGCCCUCCCUCUCUGAUGUGUAUCCCUGUAGAGCCAAUCAUGAAAAGAGGAGUUCUGUCAACCUGCAGCUCCCUCAGGCCGUCAGGGAUCAGCUCACUCAACUGAUGAGCAGCCACCUGGAGUUCUCUGCGUGCGCGGGCACCACGGCAGCUUUCAUCGUUCAGACCCCCAGCGGGUGUGAGGUGGUCGCUCUCGGCACCGGGAACUUCAACACCAAAGAGAGCGGCUCAUCCAGCGGACGGAUCUUACACGACUCGCAUGCUGUCGUCACCGCCAGGAGAUCUCUCAUGAGGUUUCUGUACCGGCACCUGCUGAUGUUCUUCAGCAAAACGGCCAAUCUGACGGAGAAGUCGGUCUUCGAGCAGAGCGGCAGCGGCGGCCUCCUCAGCCUGAAGAGCGGCAUCAGCCUUCACCUUUAUGUGAAUCAACUGCCGAAGGGGGCGGCUCAGAUCCCGUCCAGGCUGCGUCUGAACCCCCUCUCCGUUUCGGCGUGGCAAGCCAACAACGAGAUCAGCCUGCACCUGUCCGUGGAGGGCAAGGUGUUCUCAGUUUUCUCAUCGUCCUUCGACCACUCUCCCUCCACUGCGGUCAGCAUGUCCGCCACAGACAAGAUCACUCAGUGGCAGGUGCUCGGAUACCAGGGAGCCCUGCUCAGCCACUUCCUCGAACCCGUCUACGUCCAGAGCAUCCUCAUAGGUGAUUCCUGCUGCAGGGAUAUCCGUGGCAUGGAGAUGUCAGUGAGCCAGCGUGUGGAGGGGAUCACCUCUCAGCUGCCGAUGUUCUACUGCAUGAUGAGGCCCCACAUCAGCCUGGCGCCCUCCGUGGCUACUGACAGCAACGACGGCGGUCAGUUGACCUACGGUAUCAACUGGAGCGAGGGGGACGGCUCCCUGGAGGUCGUGGACGGUCUGCAGGGCAAGACCAUAGAGGAAUCUCCCUUCAAGAGUGGAUCUGCUCUGGCAAGUCGUCUGUGCAAAGCCGCGAUGCUGCACCGCUUCAAGCUGGUGGCCAUAGAAGCCCAGAGACAGGACCUGCUGGCCACGAGCUCCUACAGGGAGGCCAAGAGGAUGGCGAAGCCGUACCAGGAGGCGAAGACCAUGCUGAGGACGUACCUGUCGCAGCAGGGCUUCGGGUCCUGGCUGGUCAAACUAUCGGUUGAGGAGAAUUUCAGCAUGUAGAUAAAAAAAUCUACCGUCUGGAAGUGACAAACUAAGUUCUAUUUUCUAACGUACUUACUGUAGGACUUGACCAUUUCUGAUAAGAAGUUUCUGUUGAGGUUUCCAAAGGGAUUAAAGUAAAUCCCUGUCCGUGUUUAAGCAGUUCAGAUUUCCCUAUGAGGAAUACACAUGUUGUACGUUUGGAUAAAAUAACCAACUUGUGUUGCAGCUCUGCUACGAGCCUUUACAACCGUUAUAGUUCUGCUUAGUUGAUCGUACAUUUAUCUUUGUUCUUCUACAUAUACAUAUAAUGUAUAUUUGCAUUAUUUUCAAAUAUGUUACUGUUAAAAAUAGUAUUUUUUGCUACUGUGUGUUAUAGAAAAUGACCUUUUACUUUUGAACUGCACCUUUUGCAUUAUAAAACCGAGGCUCAGAAGUAUAACAAGUUAUGUUGUUUCAUAAAAGACCCAAGUUUGGUUUAAGUUAAGUUAAGAUUUGUGUUUUUUAAUGAUUUGUUUUGUUUUUCUUUCACAUUAAGUGGUUAA
Pleuronectes platessa (European plaice) is the source of this 2249-nucleotide messenger RNA. It is a transcript of the gene adad1, whose product is annotated as adenosine deaminase domain containing 1 (testis-specific). The transcript is spliced from 12 exons. Gene Ontology annotation, biological process: RNA processing; adenosine to inosine editing. The record is from RefSeq and is a predicted model, not a curated record. The coding region runs from base 25 to 1725 and encodes 566 amino acids. NCBI's taxonomy places the organism in Eukaryota, Metazoa, Chordata, Actinopteri, Pleuronectiformes, Pleuronectidae. Gene Ontology annotation, molecular function: tRNA-specific adenosine deaminase activity; double-stranded RNA binding; double-stranded RNA adenosine deaminase activity. Gene Ontology annotation, cellular component: cytoplasm; nucleolus.